Messenger RNA from Drosophila virilis, 1406 nucleotides. NCBI's taxonomy places the organism in Eukaryota, Metazoa, Arthropoda, Insecta, Diptera, Drosophilidae. The record is from RefSeq and is a predicted model, not a curated record.
CGGCGUUGGAAGAGUCCACUUGCAAAGAGACCACGUCGGUGUUUUACUGCCAUGUUGCCAUAUAUCACACUUACGCCCAUGAUCAAAAAGCCAUAAACCUGCCGAAUAAUGGAUGAUCGUGUCGGUACCUAUCAACGCACCCGUCGGAAAUUCGCGGCCAUUGUCUAUCUGAUAACCUUCUGCUGGCUCCUGCUGGGUCUUGCCCAAUGGCUGGUCGUGCUUUUAGUUUCCCCGGCCAAGGAUACGUUUUUGAGCUAUCAUUGGAUGAGUAUCGUAUGCUUCACACUGUCAAUUACAUUGGCGCUUCUCUUCAUAUUCUUCGAGGCAGCUCGCUUUGUCACAUGUGUGAAUUGGCUCAUAACCAUUCUAAUCGUACAGUUCGCCAUCAUGGGCCUGUUUGCACUGGUCGCCAACUCUUCGUGGCCAGAACUAAUCAUGUGGUUUGCGAUUUGCGUCCUGCUGCUCUUCAUCUUCGUACUAUUGGGCUCUGUUAUACCGCACGAUCUGACGCUGGAUGUUGUUAUACUGUUUGUGAUAUCCUUUGUCUUCCUCAUUGUGUCGAUCUUCCUGAUUAUGCUGCACCUACUGACGCUUACAGCUCAUUCCUUCAUCCUCUACCAGCUAUUUGUCAGCGUCAUCAUUUUGACGUUUGUCAUGUACCACGCGCAGACUAUUAACGGCGGCCGCUUUGCAGAAAUGCGGGUCAAUGAUUAUCUUCUGGCCUCGAUCAUACUCUUCUACGAUUUUAGCGUCAUGUUUCUCUUGACAUUCUAUAUGCAGAUCCACUAUAAGAUCGCAACGAUUAGUCCGGCCGGAACUACGACGAAGGCUCCAGACGACAGAAACACCACAGCAAGCAACAACUCAACCCAGGUCCGAUUUUGUUCGAUAUCUCGGCGAAAUAACGUCCGAUUUUGGAUUGGUGGACCAUUUUGGACUCGCACUGAUCGCUUUUGUCUAAUGGCAUUACGUUUUUGGGUAAUCUUUUUAAAGGACAUUACAUUGACCACCUUAAGGACCAUUCUGAUGUCCUUUGGACAACAUGUAGUCAGUCCUUGUCCUGCCAAUUCAGAAUGUGUAAUUAAAAGGACGAAAAUCCUUCAAGGAGCUGAGAAAAGGAGAUUUUUGUCGGGAAAGAUAAAUCGAUGUAGAUCGUCCGUAUCCUUACCAAUCGUGAUGUCCAUUGGCCAACCCCAUAACACGGCCGUAUCCUUGCAGAUCCUGACAAGUCGUGUGUCAAACAAAUCGUCUGAACAAGGACCAAAAACUGUCCAAAGGACAUCAAAAUCGUCCCUGCCGUUUCCAAUAUAUGGCUAAUUUUUUAAAAAGGACAUUUUUCAAUUAGCCACAACUUGGUCAAAUCCUUAAGGAUAUUGAAAGGAUAUGCCUUUUUAAACUCGUGGCAA